GAGAAGUACAAGAAAAUGAAAGACAGGGCAGCUCUUUUGAAAGGCAGUUUACAUAAGGAUGGUGCACCACCUAGCCGCAUGAGCUUUCCUGUAUGACAAUUUUCCGGGGCAUUGUAUUGGAUGAAGAGGCCCAUGAAGUUCCCUCCACGGUCGUCAGAUCUAACAUCUAUGGACUUUUACUUGUGGGGAAGUGUGAAAGAUAACGUCUAUCAAAGGAAGCCACACAUGCUGAAGAAAGUGAUGACCUUUGAAAGAUGGUGGUGUGUUUUAACAGAUGAACUUGAUCUCUGCAUUCAGAGAUCUGUGGAGAACAAAUUUACCACACUUCAUUAAAAACAGAUUUGCUUGUGGAUUCCCUAAAGACUGGGUACUGUUAAGAAGAAAGUGGAUCAUGUUUUUAAAAGCAGGUUUGCCUGCACAAAUUGCAUCUAAGUUCAAAUGUGGAAUGCCACGGUUUUGGCAUAAGGUUUUAUAUAUGUGGAUUGUCUACGCUGACAGUAUUGAAGGUGAGACUCUUUCAUCAGUCAUAAACUUGUGGCAGACAACAGCAAAGAGAAAAAUAACAAUGUACCAGAGAAACUAUGUAAUGAUCAAGGCUCUAAUGCUUUGCCUUGAAGAAGUUCUGCAAUAUGUUCAACUGAGGACAAAAAAUGACAAAGCUGUUAAAAAGAAAAAUGAAGAGUUUAUUCAUAUCUCAACAGAAUAUCAGGCUGUAAAUGAUGUAUAUGCAGCACUUCUAAAGGGAGAACCAAUCACAAAACAUGUAAUAUUGAAAUCAAUGAAUGUUGUCAGUGAUAGUUCAUCUGAAUAUCUCGACUGA
Schistocerca piceifrons (Central American locust) is the source of this 820-nucleotide messenger RNA. RefSeq lists its product as uncharacterized. The record is from RefSeq and is a predicted model, not a curated record. NCBI's taxonomy places the organism in Eukaryota, Metazoa, Arthropoda, Insecta, Orthoptera, Acrididae. The transcript has 7 exons. Bases 275 to 820 code for a protein of 181 amino acids.